ACUGCAUCGUCCCUAGGGUUCAGUUAUAGACGGCGAAGGCAAGUCCUGUGUCCUCUUCGAAUCAAACCCUAGUUCCCUCUUCAUCUACCGUUUUUUUCUCUCGGCUCGGCGACGAUGGCAGACGCAUACUGGAGGUACAGCGAAGCCCUGCAACAGGCAGCCGCGGCGGCGUCCAUGGUCGCUCCUGCCGCCGCUUUGAAGCGCCCUCGCACGGAGUACGCUGAUAUUCCUGGUGGACCUGAAAUGCUUGGCUAUUACCCUCGGGAAGAUGACAGGGGAACCCAUCACACAAUCAGAGACACUGAGUCUAUUGGUGCAUCAUAUGACCGUUACUUGCGCAAUGGGGUAUCUGCAUAUCCUGGCGGUGAACCUGUUAGGGCCAGUGGAGGCAUUGGUGGUCUUCCUGUUGAUGAUAGGCGAAUACUAGGUGUUGGGGGCUUGGAUAGUCGGAGUGUAGGAUAUGUUGGACGUCCUGAACCUCCACUUCCUCCCGAUGCUUCCAAUACUUUGUUCGUGGAGGGUGUCCCUGCGAACUGUACACGCAGGGAGGUGUCUCAUAUUUUCCGUCCUUUUGUGGGUUUUCGUGAAGUGAGGCUUGUUAACAAGGAUUCUAGACAUCCUGAUGGAGAUCCACUUAUCCUUUGCUUUGUUGAUUUUACUACUCCAGCCCAAGCUGCAGUUGCAUUGGAAGCCUUGCAAGGUUAUAAAUUCGACGAAAAUGAUCGCGAUUCAGCCAACUUGAGGCUGCAGUUUGCUCGCUUUACUGGUCCCAGGCUUGGUGGGCCUCGUGGUAGGCGUUAAACGUGGGGUUUUCGUUUCCAAGCGAUGCACAGAUCAAUGCUUUACCUUCUCUGUAAGUGUUGUGCUCGACAAAAGCGUUGCUCAGCUGAACAGGGACAUAGCUGUGAGAUCGCAUUCUUGUAGGUUCUGUUGAUUUGGGAGGCUCGCUUGCUUGAUGCAUAUUAGAUUAUCUAUAUCUGGUUUCUGCCCCUUAGAACUAGCUAUAACAUACUUACCUGUGAACCUUUGCUGUAUUUCUUUUGUUUUGCUGACCGCCAAAGUUUGUUUGCUACAUGAGCACUUCUUGAAGUGAUGACUAGGCACGGUGUACCCCGUAGAAUCCUUUUGAUUGUUACUAUAUGACGAGUUCUUGCUUUUUUGUCUUCUGAAUUGGUGACAUUGCGUUAAUUGUACUGGGCUAAGUUAACACCCCUGUUUUAUGUUC
Zingiber officinale is the source of this 1225-nucleotide messenger RNA. RefSeq names its product RNA-binding protein 1-like. NCBI's taxonomy places the organism in Eukaryota, Viridiplantae, Streptophyta, Magnoliopsida, Zingiberales, Zingiberaceae. Bases 115 to 801 code for a protein of 228 amino acids. The transcript has 6 exons. The record is from RefSeq and is a predicted model, not a curated record. Gene Ontology annotation, molecular function: mRNA binding.